UUUUACAAUGAGGAGGUUUGCUCUAGGAUUUUGUUUGCUGGUCGGUUUAGUUGCAGCCCAAAAGAAAUCGGCAGCAGCCGAUUACGAAUGUCCCCUAAAUCCUAAGACUGGUCAGUACCGCGAUGGUCAGUACGAGCAUGCGACUCAGUGUGAUGCCUUUUACGAGUGCAUCGAUGGUUCUGCCAAGCUGAAGUACUGCCCGGACGGAUUGGUCUUCGAUUCCACGAUAAGGCUGGUCAACAAAUGCGAUCAACCUUUCAACGUUGACUGCGGCGAUAGGAUAGAAUUAC
Messenger RNA from Ctenocephalides felis (cat flea), 290 nucleotides. Its product is annotated as protein obstructor-E-like. The transcript has 2 exons. Lineage: Eukaryota; Metazoa; Arthropoda; Insecta; Siphonaptera; Pulicidae. Gene Ontology annotation, cellular component: extracellular region. The annotation marks the transcript as partial. Gene Ontology annotation, molecular function: chitin binding. The record is from RefSeq and is a predicted model, not a curated record.